AUGUCUAUAGUUUCGGUUUACUUCCGGGCUAGGAGUCGACCGGAAGCAGGAAGACGAGGGGCAGGAGGGAGUAGAAUGAUAGCGGGUCCGGGAGGCGGUGGAUCCCCGCGGUGCCUGCGAGGGCUGGCGGCAGGAAUGGUGUUAUCGCCUUUGCUGUGUCUUCAGCUCCUCCUGGCCGUGAUCGCGCCACGAGGAGCCACAGAGCUCACCGAUGGCAACAGCGAGCACCUAAAACGGGAGCAUUCGCUCAUCAAGCCUUACCAGGGGGUUGGCUCCAGUUCAAUGCCCCUCUGGGACUUUCAAGGGAGCACCAUGCUGACUAGCCAGUAUGUCCGACUGACACCUGAUGAGCGCAGCAAAGAGGGUUCUAUCUGGAAUCGAGUGCCCUGCUUCUUAAAGGAUUGGGAGCUCCAUGUUCACUUCAAGAUUCAUGGAACAGGAAAGAAGAAUCUACAUGGGGAUGGCUUUGCCUUAUGGUACACUCGGGAGCGCCUCACUGCAGGCCCUAUUUUUGGCAGCAAAGACAAUUUCCAUGGAUUGGCCAUCUUCCUGGACACAUAUCCAAAUGAUGAAGCUACAGAGCGUGUAUUCCCAUACAUCUCUGCCAUGGUGAACAAUGGAUCCCUGAACUACGAUCAUAGUAAAGAUGGACGCUGGACAGAGCUGGCAGGUUGCACAGCUGACAUCCGCAAUCAGAACCAUGACACAUUUUUGGCUAUCCGUUAUUCUCGGGGGCGUCUGACGGUGAUGACUGAUGUGGAGGACAAAAAUGAGUGGAAAAACUGCUUUGAUGUUGCAGGAGUCCGGCUACCCACUGGUUACUUCUUUGGGGCUUCUGCUGGUACAGGAGAUCUAUCUGACAAUCAUGACAUCAUCUCAAUGAAGUUGUUCCAGCUGAUGGUGGAUCAUCCACCAGAGGAAGAAAACAUUGACUGGACGAAGAUUGAGCCUAGUGUCAGCCUGCUCAAGUCACCCAAAGAUAACGUGGAUGAUCCAACAGGAAAUUUCCGUAGCGGGCCCUUGACAGGCUGGAAGGUGUUCUUAUUGCUACUGUGCUCUCUGCUUGGCAUCAUUGUGUGUGCUGUGGUGGGAGCUGUGGUCUUCCAGAAACGCCAGGAGCGGAACAAGCGGUUUUACUAGUGGGGGAGUGGGUUCAGAUUCUGGGCGUUUGGGGAAUAUUUUUUACAGGGGGAGGGAGAAUUGUAUAGACUCUGGUUUCUAAGAGGCUCUUUCAGAGAAAUAUAUGGAAUAUUUUCAUAUCUCUUUCGUUACUUGGCCAUACUAGCCAGGCAACCUGUGUCAAACAAUCAGGAAUGUAGGGUGCAGCCCUACUUGGGAGCCUGUUAUUUUCUCUUUCUGAAUGCCAUUCAGAGCCAAUAGCCCCCCUUUCAAAACAAAAUAAAGGAGAACAGCAAACAAAACUAUGGUGAAAACUUAGAAAUGGUAAGUAUUCCUACUCUGUGGGGCAUGGCUCUGCAUGCCAGCUAGUAUUUGCUGGCAUUGUCUUUAUCAGGGUGAUAUUUUCACAGUCCUUUUUACUCUGCUGGGGGCAAUUUUCCUGCCUGGCCCAUAAACAAACUUCAAGGUGGGUGUUAUGAAUUGAAUGUAUUUUGCAGUCUCACUGGUCCUGAAACUUUUUAUUACUAGCAAUUUCUGUAUUGCUGGGAGCGAGACUAAAUUACACCAAAACAACUGGUGACCAUCAAAUGUGAUUUUCCCCUUUGGUGAUGGAAAGUGUGCUUGUGUUGGGAGAGUGGGGGCUUGAUUUUUCCGGUUACUGUGGAGUAUGUGAUCCAACUUAAUCGCAGAACCUCAGACCCUAUCUCAUUAAGCGUCUGGGAUGAGUGAUUCUGGUUUCAGCAGUGUACUUUGUCAUAACCACAUAGCUGUGUGUGCAUUUGAAAGAUGAUAGGUUGAAGAGAGGGUAUGUGAAAUAAAAUGAAAAACUCAUCUU
Elgaria multicarinata webbii is the source of this 1954-nucleotide messenger RNA. It is a transcript of the gene LMAN2, whose product is annotated as lectin, mannose binding 2. The record is from RefSeq and is a predicted model, not a curated record. Gene Ontology annotation, biological process: endoplasmic reticulum to Golgi vesicle-mediated transport. The transcript has 8 exons. Gene Ontology annotation, molecular function: D-mannose binding. Gene Ontology annotation, cellular component: endoplasmic reticulum-Golgi intermediate compartment; COPII-coated ER to Golgi transport vesicle; Golgi membrane. The coding region runs from base 1 to 1140 and encodes 379 amino acids. NCBI's taxonomy places the organism in Eukaryota, Metazoa, Chordata, Lepidosauria, Squamata, Anguidae.